CUUGAAAAGAAGAAAGAGGAAGAAUCAAAGAAAAAGAUGAUGACGAUGAUGUGGGAGUACUAUUCAUGAGUUGUGAAUCCCAUUCAUGAGGUGCAAAUUUCCUUUGACCCACCAAAGAAAUAGUCGGAGAGCCGGGAUUCCAGGAAGAGAGGUACUUCUGCGAUCUCACUUCUCAGAGACAAAAUGGCGUGCAAUUCAGCAACCUGCAAUCCAGGUUGCUUAAGAGACGCCUCCCGCGAAGAUGCAGAAAAAGAACAGCAGAGUCAUCCAACGGCUGAUGAUCAUGGAACUUGCAAUGGAGACGAGCAUGUUUCCAACAGAGCCGAGUCCCUUAGCAACAGCAUCUGCUUAAAAUGUAAACUGAAUGAGACCAUCGCAGCCAGCGGCUUCGGCGCCGGUCUUAUUAAUGGAGAUGGAGGAAGGUUCUGUGCUGAUUGUUUCAGAAGCAAUUUGUAUUGGAAGUUCAGGUUUUCUGUUACCUCCAAUGAUAUGAUCUCGCCUGCAGAUAACGUCCUUGUAGCCUUCUCUGGGGGGGCCUCCUCCAGGGUUGCUCUUCACUUUGUUAGUGAGAUGCAGGACAAAGCUCAGAAGAAUUUUGAAGCCAGCAGAGACCGAGCAUUGCCGGUUUUUGGUGUUGGGGUUGCAUUCGUUGAUGAACAAUCAGUUUCAACAGACCAUUGUCAUGAGUUUGAUAUAGCAAUAGAAGAUAUGAAGUUGAUGGUGUCAAAUUUGGCUCCGCCACUGAAAAAGUUCCUCGUUGUCCCUAUUGAGUCUGUCUACACAUUAGAACCUUCUAAUGGAAGAGAACGGCUGAAAAAGUUGAUUAAUACUAUAAAUGAUACAACUGGGAAAGAAGAUCUCCUGGAGCAUUUGCGCAUGUUGGCCUUGCAAAAGGUUGCUCUGGAAAAUGGAUACACCAAAAUUGUGUUAGGCAAGUGCACAUCAAGGAUUGCUUGCCAUGUACUUGAAGCAACCGUCAAGGGAAAAGGUUACUCGCUAGCUGCAGACAUCCAGUACGUUGAUGCAAGGUGGGAAGUCCCAGUAGUGCUCCCCCUUCGUGAUUGUUUCUCUCAUGAGAUUGACUUGCUGUGCUGCCUAGAAAGUUUAAAGACAGUAGAAGUGUUUCGUGGUAAACGUUCUGGCAUCAAUGGUCUGGUCUCCUCAUUUGUGAAGUUAUUGCAGGAGGAGAAUCCUUCCAGAGAGAGCACAAUUGUAAGAACGGCUGGAAAGCUUACCCCUUUUCAUUUCAAUAGGAUUCCAGAAGAUAAUAAAUCUCAUGGUCCUGCAGCAUCUCAGAGGAGGCAGAGGAAGCGCAUUCUCAAAACAGAUAAUUUGCUCUCUCAAGAGUCAUUUUGUCCUGUAUGCAACUGUCCAAUCAAAAUGUCCGACUUAACAACUACGACCCAUUCUGAGGAUGCUCAAACAAGUGUGGAUCUUAUGGAGUUAUGCUGCUUGAGUUGCCGGUUCCAGAUUUUACCUGCAGAGCUCUCAUCUUUGAACCUUUUUCAUUCCUUCCUACCAGACCCAAUAGUUGCUCGAGCGAAUGAUGCGAGGUCUUUAAAUCAUAGUUGGCUAAGGGAGCAAAUAGAGGACUGCUUGCUCUCAGACACUGAAGUGGAGGCCUAAACAUGUGUUAUAAACUCAGCUUGCGGAGCAAGAAAUUGGCAGGAAAUCAAAGACAGUUCAUAUUGAAAUUUGGUCCGUGUUUGUAGUUCAUUAUGAUGGUCUGUUUGGCAAAAUUCCUAGAACUGUUCUUGAAACUAGUUAACUAGAAGAACUGUUUGUGAUUCUUCCAGCUGAUUCUGAUUAUUAAUUAUUUUAUAAAAUACUAUCCAGAAUAAUCUCAACUUCGACUG
Molecule: messenger RNA, 1856 nt
Organism: Cuscuta campestris
Lineage: Eukaryota; Viridiplantae; Streptophyta; Magnoliopsida; Solanales; Convolvulaceae
Source: the annotation of a GenBank genome assembly